AUGUCUUAUAUCGAAUUUACUGUGAAUGGGGAAAAAUGUACAGUGGACAACUCCCUUCAUCGGGAGACGACCCUGAACGCGUUUCUCAGGUAUCACUUGGGACUCCCCGGCACAAAAUCCAUGUGCAGGGUGGGUAUAUGCGGAGCGUGUAUUGUGAACGUGACUGCACAGAGAGAGACCAGUGGCACCGUGGAGACAUUCUCCGUUAAUUCCUGCCUGGUGCUUGUGUUCUCCUGCGACGGAUGGGACAUUACCACCAUAGAGGGUGUUGGAGACCGACUAAAGGGAUACAGCGAGAUUCAGAAACGCAUAGCUGCGUUUAACGCAACACAGUGCGGUUAUUGUACUCCUGGAUGGGCCAUGCACUUAAAUAGUCUUAUUAACAAGGGACUCAAUAUGGUUGAGUUAGAGAAUUCAUUUGGUUGCAACACGUGUCGGUGUACCGGAUACCGGCCUAUCCUAGACACAGUGAAAUCAUUUGCAGUAGAUGCUAGUCCAGCACUCUGCAAAAAAGUUGAAGAAAUAGAAGACCUUACAACUGGCUUUAGGAACAAAGCCAAAAUAUGCGACCGUAAAUGUUCUACAUGCAGCGAUGGCGAUUGGAGUUUAAUUAACGCAGUCACUAAUCGUGAACCAAUGACAUUAAAUUUUGGGGAAACCAAGUUCAUCAAAGUCUUUGACGAGGAGCAGGUCUUUGAUAGUUUUCAAAUUUAUGGUACAAAGGCUUGUAUGUUGAUUGAUGGAAAUACUGGAAAAGGACUCAUCAAAGAUUUUGAGUGGCCGGCAGUUUUGAUAGACAUAAGCUCUGUUCCGUCCCUAAAGCACCAUUACUAUGAUCAGAACCUAGUUCUCGGAGCAAACGUUUCAUUAGAAGACUGCAUUGCAAUAUUCAAGCAAGCCUCAUUGCGAAUGGAUGAAUUUGCGUAUUUAUCAGAAUUUAUAAAACAUUUUGAUUUGGUAGCACAAAUUCCAGUAAGAAAGUUGGGGUCAUUGGCGGGGAAUGUUAUGCUAAAGCACAUAAACAAUGCCUAUCAAUCUGACAUAUUUUUACUGUUUGAGGCAAUUGGGGCCACUAUUACAAUACGUGAUGCAGAUGGUAUAAGAACUUCAUAUUCCAUGGCAUAUUUUCUCGAAAUCAAUAUGCUAGGUAAAUUGAUCGUAAGCUUUAAUUUGCCACCAGAAGAUUCACUUCAUAUAUUCAGGAGCUAUAAAAUAAUGCCAAGAAGUCAAAACGCUUUAGCCAUCGUCAAUGCUGCUUUUAGUGUUAAACUUGACAACAAUAACUGUAUUGACUCAAUAAAUAUUGUUUACGGUAACAUUUCUCCCGAUUUCAUACAUGCUGCCCAAACAGAAGGAUAUCUGAGAGGAAAGAAUUUAUUUCACAACCAGGUAUUAAAAGGAGCAACUGGUAUAUUAAAUAAGGAGAUCGUUCCCGAAGAUAUCCCCCCUCAACCAUCACCGUGGGCAAGGAAGAAAUUGGCAAUAGGCCUAUUUUACAAGUUUGUUCUUGGUUUGUCUCAAGAAGGAACUAUUUCUUCACGCUAUCGGUCUGGUGGUGAGUUAAUCACUCGCCCUCUAUCUAGCGGUAUGCAGAGUUUCCAAACGGAUCCUUCACUGUAUCCUCUCAAUCAACCAGUACAGAAACUAGAAGCUGUAAUUCAGUCUUCUGGAGAGGCUCAAUAUGUUAAUGAUAUACCAUCGAUGAAGAACGAAGUAUUUGGUGCAUUUGUAUUAUCUACAGUCUAUAAUGGUGAAGUUGACGAAAUUGAUUGUAAACACGCAUUGCAAUUAGAUGGCGUUCUUGCAUUAUAUACUGCCAAAGAUAUACCAGGAAUAAAUUCUUUCACUGUGCCCGGAAUACAACUUGAAACAGAAAAUGAAGAGAUAUUGGCAGAAACUAUAAAACACUAUGGACAAACAAUAGCCAUUGUGGUGGCUGUUACAAAUGAUUUAGCUAUAAGCGCGGCUAAAAAAGUCAAAGUGACAUAUAAGAAUGUUCGAAACACACCACCAAUUAUAACUAUUAAACAAGCUAAAAAAUUCAGCGAUAGAAUCAUCUCAGGUGAUACGAUUGAGCCAAAGGGGAGGGGAAAUAAUAUAAAGAAAGUAAUAAAAGGUGUCUUCGAAGCAAAGUCCCAGUAUGCUUAUUAUAUUGAGCCUCUUUCAUGCAUAACAGUGCCUGUAGACACUGGCUUGGAAGUUUAUGAUGCAACCCAAUGGAUGGAUUUGACGCAAAUAGCGGUAGCGAAAUGUUUAAAUAUGCCGGAAAGCGACGUACAUUUGAAGGUUCGUCGCAUAGGAGGCGGUUUCGGUGGAAAAAUAAGUCGCAACGCACACGUAGCGUGCGCUUCUGCAAUUGUUGCAAAGGGAUUGAACCGCCCAUGCAGAUUCAUAUUGCCAUUAGAGACCAACCUCACCAUUGCUGGCGGAAGAUUGCCUAUGGAGUGCGAAUAUGAGGUGGGCGUUGACGAUGAUGGCAAGAUCCAACACGUUAAUGCUUCAAUCACAGAGGACGCUGGUUGUUCACACAAUGAGAAUGUUUUGAGCUUUGUUACUGGUAGUUUCAAAAGUUGUUACAACACUGAGAACUUUAAUCUAAAGACUUAUGCUGUACGAACCGACUUGAAUUCUAACUCUUACGUAAGAGCGCCUGGUACCUUGGAAGGUGUUAUGAGUAUAGAAAACAUAAUGGAGCAUAUAGGUUUUGCCUUGAACAAAGAUCCCAUUGAAAUUCGUCUAGCUAACAUGAGAGAAGAUGAGAAGGAUUUACCGAAACUUAUAAAAUCACUAAAAUCGAAAGCCGAUUACGAGAACAGAUUGAAAGAAGUUGAAACGUUCAACAAAAACAAUAGAUGGAUGAAGAAGGCAAUUAAAGUCAACACUAUGUUCUUCCCGGUACAAUAUUACGGUAACUACACGGCGUUAGUUUCAGUUUAUCGCGGUGAUGGUACGGUAACAAUAACCACAGGUGGUAUUGAAAUGGGUCAAGGUGUCAACACAAAAGCUGCUCAGGUCUGCGCUUAUGAAUUAGGAAUACCGCUUGAUGACGUUAAAGUAAUUCCCAAUUACUCAUUCGUAGCGGCUAAUAACGUUUUCUCAGGCUCCAGUAUCGUUAGCGAAUGCAUUUGCUACUCGAUAAUAAGAGCGUGUAAAAUUCUGAAGGAGCGACUAAAGCCGAUAAAAGAUCAGUUGGUCGAUCCAACGUGGUUGGAAGUGAUACAAAAGGCUGGGGAGGAAGAAAUGGAUCUGAGCGCGCGUUAUAUGAUGGGUGAUACAGAACCAGAUUUGCAUAAAUACAACACGUACGCCGCCACAGCUUUGGAAGUGCAAUUGGACGUGUUAACUGGAAAGUUCCAAAUUUGUAGAUGUGACAUAUUGGAGGAUGUUGGAUUGAGUGCCAAUCCGAAUAUUGAUGUUGGUCAGAUAGAAGGUGCCUACGUGCAAGGUUUAAGUUAUUUCACUUAUGAGCAUUUUGUGUACGAUAAAUACACAGGCCAAAUGCUUACAAACGACGCAUUUAACUACGAAGUGUUUUUGGCGAAAGAUACACCAGUCGACUUCAGGGUUCACUUGAGAUAUAAUUCUAAAAAUCACAAAGGUGUAUUGGGCUCCAAAGCUGUUGGAGAAAUGGGCAUUUGCUCGUCGCCUGGUAUAAUUUAUGCGUUGAGACAAUGCAUUUUAGAAUCGCGCAAAGAUUCUGGACACGAUCCUAAUGAAUGGUUUGAUCUUGAUUUACCUCUCACGACAGAGUCGAUUCUUAAAGCGCUGGAUGUGAAACUUGAUGAGCUUCAGCUAUUAUAACUAUCAGCAAAAUAAAUUCCAAUAUCUAAGAAACUAUGGCAAGGCUAUUUGAGAAUAAGUAGGAACAUAAAAGCGG
This is a messenger RNA of Pararge aegeria (speckled wood butterfly), 3877 nucleotides long. RefSeq names its product indole-3-acetaldehyde oxidase-like. Bases 1 to 3801 code for a protein of 1266 amino acids. The transcript is spliced from 16 exons. Lineage: Eukaryota; Metazoa; Arthropoda; Insecta; Lepidoptera; Nymphalidae. Gene Ontology annotation, molecular function: iron ion binding; oxidoreductase activity; 2 iron, 2 sulfur cluster binding. The record is from RefSeq and is a predicted model, not a curated record.